AUGUUUUGAAAUCAUAUUAGAUCUUUUUUUUUAAAUGAUCAUACUGUGUAGAAAUAUAUCGAAAUCAAAGGAACCACCGGUUGUGGAUCUCGUCUUAUCAUGGUAGCUUAUAUAAUGGCCUCAAAAUUUCUUCACGACAACCUUCGUACCAUAAUCCACACAAACUCUCAGCAUACAGCAUCACAGCCGAAACCAACAGCACCAACUGCCGAUUCAAAAAAACCCCUCCAUCUAAUUACUCCUCCAACGUCACCUAAAGCACCUAUUAAAGAAUCGACAGUGCCUACGAGCGAUAUACCUUGUGUUAUACACUACCCGACUGACGAUAGAGCUGUUCGAAUAAUGCGUAUGGAAAUCGAAUUUUUGGAAUUUAUAAAUUAUGAUCUUUCCGUGAAUGACCCUAUACACCUUGUGCUGUGGGCACAAAGCUUUGACAAACCGGAAGACUUGGACUUUAAAUCGGAUGAUCUGUUAAUCCUCCACCUCCGCCUUCUCCCCGCCCUUCCCCCCAGUUGUCCUACAUUGUCCUCCAAAUAUUUUGGUUUUAUAUUUGAGAUGUAAAGUAUAUAAAAAUGUACUAUAUUUGUACAUAUUAUAUAUAUAUAUUUUUUCGUAGGUAGGU
Molecule: messenger RNA, 622 nt
Organism: Phycomyces blakesleeanus NRRL 1555(-)
Lineage: Eukaryota; Fungi; Mucoromycota; Mucoromycetes; Mucorales; Phycomycetaceae
Exons: 3
Coding region: 115-561 (148 amino acids)
Source: RefSeq, a predicted model, not a curated record